AGUGAUACGAGCGAUCGUGUUACUCGCGCAGGUUACUCGUCGGCGCGCCGUGCUCAGCGAGCCACCAGUCGUGUUCCGGACGUGUUCGUCGCGUUACGCAGGUCGUCGCAGCCGUGUCACCGCCGCCGCCGCCGCCGCCACCGCACAGUUUCGGCGAAAUUUUCCGGUUCGUGUCUAAAUUAAUUAAUAGGUAGAGUACUAUCAUGAUAUUAUCCGGACGUACCGUAAUUAAUUAUUGCGACAACUGUGUACGGUUUUCGUCCAUCGCAACGAGCAUAAUAUCGUUAUCGUAAUAAUAAUAUUAUUAAUAUUUUUUUCUUCGAACAAUAAUAUUAUCAUCGUUUGAUUAGUAAAACUUUAAAAUUUUAAUUCCGUGACCGACGAGUGUGAGAGCGAAUUUCGCGUUUUUAUCUUUGCUGACAACCGCACGAGGUUACAUAAUGGCGUCAAAACUUUAUAAUAUAAUUGUUGGUGGUGCUUCAGUUGGCGCUGGGGCAUAUUUCACCACAUGGUUAUUGACUGGAGAAAAUCCAACACAAUUACAAACGGUACAAGCGGAAGCCGGGAAAAAAACUGGAAGACUACGGACAUUACCUCCAAGAAGUACUCAAAUUCAAUCUUUAAAUUCGGAAGAAUUCGAUGUCCUAAUUAUUGGAGGUGGUGCUACCGGUGCUGGCUGUGCUAUAGACUCAGUCACACGAGGUUUAAAAACUGCAUUGGUCGAGUUAGACGAUUUUGCGUCAGGUACAUCAAGUCGCAGCACAAAACUCAUCCACGGUGGUGUACGUUAUUUGCAAAAAGCAAUACUUAAUUUAGAUUUGGAACAAUACAAAAUGGUCAAAGAAGCAUUGCAUGAGCGAGCAACAAUGCUUAAGACGGCUCCUCAUUUAACCCAUGCAAUACCAAUCAUGUUACCAGUUUAUGAGUGGUGGAAAGUUCCUUACUACUGGGUCGGUAUUAAAGCAUAUGAUCUUGUAGCAGGUUCAAAAACAGUUAAAAGUUCUUAUUAUUUAACCAAAACUGAAGCAUUAGAAAUAUUUCCCAUGCUUAAAAAAGAUAAAUUGGUUGGAGCUAUUGUAUACCAUGACGGCCAACAAGACGACGCUAGAAUGUGCCUUGCUUUAGCACUGACAGCAACUCGUUAUGGUGCCACAGUAGCAAAUCAUGUAAAAGCAGUUCAUAUUAUUAAAGACGAUAAAGGAAAAAUUUGUGGUGCACACCUCCGAGAUGAACUCACUGGAAAAGAAUGGGAUGUUAAAGCAAAGUGUGUCAUAAAUGCUGCCGGGCCUUUUACUGAUUCUGUACGGAAAAUGGAUGAUAGCAAUGUCAAGGAAAUAUGUACUCCUAGUAAAGGUGUACACAUUGUGUUACCUGGUUAUUACAGCCCUGAGCAAAUGGGACUUUUGGAUCCUGAAACAUCUGAUGGCCGUGUUAUAUUCUUUUUACCAUGGCAAAAACAUACAUUAUCAGGUACCACAGACAGCCCAUGUGCUGUAACUUAUAAUCCCACACCUACUGAAGAUGAAAUUUCGUUCAUAUUGAACGAAAUAAAAAAUUAUCUUAACUCAGAUGUCGAAGUACGCCGAGGUGAUGUUUUAAGUGCGUGGGGUGGUAUUCGUCCAUUAGUGUCGGAUCCAAACAAAGGUGACACUCAGUCAUUGGCACGUAAUCAUAUUGUCCAUGUUAGCAAAUCUAAUUUAAUAACAAUUGCUGGAGGAAAGUGGACUACUUAUAGAGCUAUGGCUCAAGAAACUAUUGAUGCUGCAAUACAAGCUGUCCCGGAGUUGAAACCAACAAAACCUGAAUGUCAAACAGAUGGUCUCCAAUUGGAAGGUGCACAUGGAUGGACACCAACAAUGUACAUAAGAUUAGUGCAAGAUUUUGGUUUGGAAUGUGAAGUCGCUCAACAUUUAGCCACGUCAUAUGGUGACAGAGCAUUUGCUGUAGCUAAAUUAGCUAACCUCACUGGAAAACGUUGGCCAGUAAUUGGUAAUAAAAUUCACCCUGAGUUUCCAUACAUUGAUGCUGAGAUUCGUUAUGGAGUAAGAGAAUACGCUGUUACGGCUGUUGAUAUGAUUGCUAGACGUUUACGAUUGGCAUUCCUGAAUGUACAAGCUGCUCAAGAAGCACUCCCAACUAUUGUAAACAUUAUGGCCGAAGAAUUAAAUUGGAAUGAUGAAGAAAAGGAGAAACAAUUGAAAAUGGCCAACCAUUUCUUGGCCACUGAAAUGGGUAUGAGCGUGAACAGAGCAUCUCGAGACAAAAUUCCAAUUACUCUAUCCCAGGAAGAGGUCAAAAUGUAUGUAAAGAGAUUCCAGAUUCUUGAUCAUGAUCACAAAGGAUAUGUUUCCAUCAACGACAUUCGUAGGAGUAUGAAGAAUGCUGGUGAAAAUGUAACUGGAGAUGAGCUUCAUGAAAUUUUGAAAGAAAUAGACACCAAUAUGAAUGGCCAAGUUGAGCUGGAUGAAUACUUACAGUUGUGUUUUUUAUUAGAUGAUGUCGGCACUUAAAUCUGGUCAUAUAUCCCACUCUCGUUUUGCAAGAAUGGCCGAAUUAGAAGAAUUCCAUAACAAAACUCAAAGCAAAAUCAGUGUGGAAAGAAGUGGUGGUGGUUUUUAGAUGAAAAUUCUAUUGCAUUAAAUCACAAAUUAUUUAUUUAUUUUUGGUUUUGUUUUAGCGUCCGCAAACAACUUUUUAGAUAUAAUGAAUUCUACCAUAACCAAAGUAUUUCUUUAAUUUUAAUUUUUGUUUUGUUACAAAGUGUUACUAUAUAUAAAAAUAAAAAUUACUGUUAUGACCACAAUGUUAAAAAAAAAAAAAAUAUAGAAAAAUCUACAACAAA
This is a messenger RNA of Acyrthosiphon pisum (pea aphid), 2842 nucleotides long. It is a transcript of the gene Gpo1, whose product is annotated as glycerophosphate oxidase 1. Gene Ontology annotation, molecular function: calcium ion binding; glycerol-3-phosphate dehydrogenase (quinone) activity. NCBI's taxonomy places the organism in Eukaryota, Metazoa, Arthropoda, Insecta, Hemiptera, Aphididae. Gene Ontology annotation, cellular component: mitochondrion. The record is from RefSeq and is a predicted model, not a curated record. The transcript has 13 exons. Gene Ontology annotation, biological process: glycerol-3-phosphate metabolic process. Bases 441 to 2510 code for a protein of 689 amino acids.